AUGGAGCCCGAGGCAGCCUUCGGAGGAGCCCGGAGGAGCCUGGACGAGGCGCCCGGCAAAAACCUGGAUGGUCUGCUGAGCUUGCCCCCCUUCCCGGCCGGCGGUCUCUGCAGGGCAUCCAGCCCCCCAGCGCACGGCCCCUCCGGUUACGUGUCCCUGGAUGCGCCCCUGCCUCCCCUCGGCUCCGGGGAGUCUUCUUUGCACUCCAAACAGUGCAUCCCUUGUCCGGCUGUCUCACAGACGCCCUCAGCCAGCAGUACUUCGCCCUUCCCUUACGGCUGUUUAGGCGGCGGCUGCUAUUCGUACCGAGUGGCCCGCAGUGCCCUUAAGCCGUGCCCGGCCCCGCCCCAGGCCGCCUACACAGCCGAGAAGUACUUGGAGGUUUGCGGGGCUGCCGCCAGCGCGCCCGCCGCCCCAGAGGAUUAUACGACCCGCCCGGCUGAGUUCGCUUUCUACCCGGGCUACGCUGGACCUUAUCAGUCCAUGACCAGCUACCUGGACGUUUCUGUGGUUCAGACUCUCGGAGGACCUCCGGGCGACCCCAGGCACGAAACUCUCCUGCCCGUCGAUCCUUACCACGACUCCUGGGCCUUGGCCGGGGGCUGGAACAACCAAGUGUGUUGCCCCAAGGAGCCCAACCCUCCUGGGCCCUUUUGGAAAACUGCCUUUACAGACGCUGUAAGUCAAUCGCCCCCCGAGGGCUGCACCUUCCGACGCGGCCGCAAGAAGCGAAUACCGUACAGCAAAGGGCAGUUGAAAGAGCUGGAGAAGGAAUAUUCCAACAGCAAGUUCAUCACCAAGGACAAGAGGAGGAAGAUUUCCGCCGCCACUAACCUUACCGAGAGACAGAUCACUAUCUGGUUUCAGAACCGGAGGGUGAAGGAGAAGAAGGUGGUGGCCAAGGUCAAAAGCGCCACUGCCAGCGGCAGCAGCGGUAGUAGUGGAGGCGGUGGCGACGCCUCUUGA
Messenger RNA from Protobothrops mucrosquamatus (brown spotted pit viper), 966 nucleotides. It is a transcript of the gene HOXB13, whose product is annotated as homeobox B13. Gene Ontology annotation, biological process: regulation of transcription by RNA polymerase II. The transcript has 2 exons. The coding region runs from base 1 to 966 and encodes 321 amino acids. Gene Ontology annotation, molecular function: DNA-binding transcription factor activity, RNA polymerase II-specific; RNA polymerase II cis-regulatory region sequence-specific DNA binding. The record is from RefSeq and is a predicted model, not a curated record. Lineage: Eukaryota; Metazoa; Chordata; Lepidosauria; Squamata; Viperidae.